GACACACAUCCCUAGCUUAAGUUGACAAACAACAGUAUAAACAAAGUGAAACUGUGAAAAAACGAAAAACUGAACUACAAUCUGUAAUUGUCUACAAUUUUAAUAUAAAAAUGGUUAUUGGCAACGAAGAAAACUCGCCAUCGGCUGCUUCACCACCAUUGGAUGAGGAGGAUUCACCACCGCUACCACCUCCACCAAGCGAGGCAUUGGGUGAAUUGCUGGAACAAAUGGAGGAUUAUAUACCGACCGUACCAGAUGCGCUGACUACACGUUAUCUUAAUCAAGCUGGUUUCGAGACUAUGGAUCCACGUAUCGUACGCAUAAUAUCGGUUGCUGCACAAAAAUUUAUAUCUGAUAUUGCCAACGACGCUUUGCAGCAUUGCAAGACGCGCACAAGUAGCCAACAUUCUGGUGGCCACGGUUCAAAUAAGGACAAAAAACCAAAUAAGGAUCGUCGUUACACUUUGGCUAUUGAAGAUCUGACACCAGCAUUAGCUGAUCAUGGUAUAACUAUGCGAAAACCACAAUAUUUUGUUUAAAUUACGAUUCUCAUCCAUAUAUAUAUAUAUACAUUUCAUUCAAUGAUCAACAACUUAAAUAAAUCACUGAAAAACAUUAGAUUGAA
Molecule: messenger RNA, 625 nt
Organism: Zeugodacus cucurbitae (melon fly)
Lineage: Eukaryota; Metazoa; Arthropoda; Insecta; Diptera; Tephritidae
Product: transcription initiation factor TFIID subunit 10
Exons: 2
Coding region: 111-539 (142 amino acids)
Biological process (GO): transcription initiation at RNA polymerase II promoter
Cellular component (GO): SAGA complex; nucleus; transcription factor TFIID complex
Molecular function (GO): RNA polymerase II general transcription initiation factor activity; promoter-specific chromatin binding
Source: RefSeq, a predicted model, not a curated record